This is a messenger RNA of Lobosporangium transversale, 1251 nucleotides long. RefSeq names its product transcription initiation factor IID, 18kD subunit-domain-containing protein. The record is from RefSeq and is a predicted model, not a curated record. Gene Ontology annotation, biological process: transcription by RNA polymerase II. NCBI's taxonomy places the organism in Eukaryota, Fungi, Mortierellomycota, Mortierellomycetes, Mortierellales, Mortierellaceae. Bases 6 to 1226 code for a protein of 406 amino acids. Gene Ontology annotation, cellular component: SAGA complex. The transcript has 4 exons. Gene Ontology annotation, molecular function: transcription coregulator activity; protein heterodimerization activity.
AAAGCAUGGCUGAUGAGGUGAAACCAAGAGAGAAAUCUCGGUACCGGUAUCAAACCGAGAUUCAACAAAUGAUGUUCGUCUUUGGAGAAGUUUCGGAUGCAAUUCAAGAAACCACUAUGCUUGUGGAGGACAUUGUCCGUUCACAAGUUAUUGAGAUUAUAUGUUUAGCAGCACAACAAGCACGGAAACGUGGAUCCAGGUUCAUGUCAGCAGAAGAUUUAAUAUUUUUAAUCCGACACGAUCGUCCCAAAGUCAAUCGUUUAAGGACAUAUCUCUCAUGGAAGGAUGUUCGGAAAAAUGUGAAGGAUUCUUCAGAUGGAACAGGAGGCGCUGGAGCAGAUGAUGUAGUGGGAGUGGAAGAUGCUGCAGAUGUGAAGGGUGGAGCAGGCGAUGGUGGACCUGGAGGUAAAAAAGGCGUAGAUCCUGCUGGAGCGGUCGUACCUGGCAAUAAGGCUAGGAGAAUGCGUGUCAAAUUGAGCUGGGAGCUGCUGAAUGCAUUUGCAGACGCUAUGGUGGGGACUGGAGAGGAGGAGGAGGAGGAUGAUGAUGAUGAAGAUGCAUACUUGGAUUCAAUGCAGAGACUGAGGGAUGCGGAUAGAGUAACAUUUGCAAUGACAAGAGAGGAGUACGAACACUAUAGUGAAUGUCGACAGGCUUCAUUCACUUAUCGCAAAGCCAAACGAUUCCGGGAAUGGGCCAACAUGUCGGCUUACAUCGAUAUGAAACCUAACGACGAUAUCAUCGAUAUCCUUGGAUUUCUGACCUUUGAAAUGGUUACUACCCUCACAGAAACUGCCCUCAAAGUCAAGAGGGAAGAGGAUGAAAAACAGAGGCUUUAUCGUGAAGCUGUCGUUGCAGCCAAAUCCAAGAGUAAUCAGCAGGAUAGUAGCAAUGGUAAUAGUAAUGGCAAUGGCGGUGGUGGCGGCAAUGGUACGAAUAAUAGCAAUGGGGGAGCUGGAGGAAGCCAUGAUGAAAACAGCAAUAGUGGUAGCAACAACGGAGGGGUUAAUGGCAACAAUGGCAACAGUGGAGGCGAUGACAAUAUAGGAGGUGAGGAUAUGGAUUUAGAUGAUGACAUGCCAGGAUUGUUCUCAUUACCACCAAGCGAACAGAGCCCAUUGCAGCCACGACAUAUUCGAGAGGCAUUCCGGAGACUUCAAAGAGCUCCUAUGCCAAUCAAAAAUUAUCAUGGAGGUUUAGCAAGGACAAAAGUCUCUUUGAUUUAGAAUAAAAAGCAUUUGAGGUCCCACU